Messenger RNA from Mesorhabditis spiculigera, 855 nucleotides. The record is from the annotation of a GenBank genome assembly. NCBI's taxonomy places the organism in Eukaryota, Metazoa, Nematoda, Chromadorea, Rhabditida, Rhabditidae.
AUGUACCCAUUCAACCGACUGUCUACCGUAAACGCCGGAGACGAACGAGUUUUGGUACAGCAGCGGAGAAGCCUCGUCCCCAAGAGCUUCAUGGCCAACAUCCUCGAGAUGUCCCUGAUGACGAACGGGUGGCGAGACGAGGUGCUGCCGAAGGAGGAGGAGCCCUUUUUGGAUCAUCAUCCCGAGGGAUCGCCGGUCCGGCAGGGCCCGACAAUGCUCCCCUUCCGGAAUGUCCGCUGUUUCAGCCGUACAAUCUCGCCGGUGCUGCAAUUCUUGAGGGCAAUCGCCUUCUUUCCCGGGUUAUUUCAGCAGAGUAACAGACGGAGGAAGCAUUGUCAGGAUAGGAUGAAGUACUUUGCCCUGUACACGUUCGCCGCGCUCAUCAUCCUGCUCAACUGCUGGCUGUUCAAGAUGAACGUCUGGCUGAUGCUGUUUUAUCAGCAACAAUUCGGUCUGAUGCACACGUGCACCGUCUCGUCGAUCGUAUCCGGGAUCAAGCCUUUCGUUAAUGCGGUGGUGAUCGCGCUGUUCAUCAUGCAUAUAAGCGCCCAUUAUCGACUAGUGAAUACGGUGGAUACGGUGGAUCUGUGCUUCCGUGCAGCCUUCCACACGACUCCCCCAAUCCGUCUCUACUCCCUCAUCUUUUUCUUCGUCUCGUUCGCCUUCUUCCUCGGCACGUUCGCCCUGUUCUGCGUCGAGUUCAUCUCUUUUGGCAGCAGCCUCGGGACGGCAGCCGAUGCGUCAUUCCUGAUCGUGCCGAUGCUAUCGCUAUGGAACAUCGUCCCCCUAUUGUAUUACGACAUGUAUAACCGGAUCGUACGGUGGGGGAAAGGUUUCAGAAUGUUCAAAACUAAU